This is a messenger RNA of Penicillium alfredii, 1068 nucleotides long. Its product is annotated as nitronate monooxygenase. The transcript has 4 exons. Gene Ontology annotation, molecular function: nitronate monooxygenase activity. Bases 1 to 1068 code for a protein of 355 amino acids. NCBI's taxonomy places the organism in Eukaryota, Fungi, Ascomycota, Eurotiomycetes, Eurotiales, Aspergillaceae. The record is from RefSeq and is a predicted model, not a curated record.
AUGGCUUCUCCUCAGCAAAUCCGUACUCCGAUCACUGAUCUGCUCAAGAUCAACCACCCCGUCCUGCUGGCAGGCAUGAACGUGGCCGCGGGCCCUAAACUCGCCGCCGCUGUCACCAACGCGGGUGGCCUGGGUGUGAUUGGCGGUGUUGGCUACACUCCCGACAUGCUCCGGGAACAGAUCGCCGAGCUCAAGGGAUAUCUGACCGACAAGAAUGCUCCGUUUGGUGUCGACCUGCUGCUUCCUCAGGUCGGAGGCAGUGCCCGCAAGACCAACUACGACUACACCAAGGGCAAGCUCAACGAACUCGUUGAUAUCAUCAUUGAGAGCGGCGCCAAGCUCUUCGUCUCCGCCGUCGGUGUUCCCCCCAAUGCUGUGGUCGAGAGACUCCACAAGGCGGGUAUUCUCUGCAUGAACAUGAUCGGCCACCCCAAGCACGUUCAGAAGGCCCUCGAUGCCGGCAUCGAUAUCAUCUGCGCCCAGGGUGGUGAGGGUGGUGGCCACACGGGUGAUGUGCCGACCACCGUCCUCAUUCCCACUGUUGCCAAGUUGGUCCAGGGCCGCAAGAGCCCCCUGACCGGCCUGCCGGUGCAGGUCAUCGCGGCUGGCGGCUUGUACAACGGCAACUCUGUGGCCGCCGCAUUGAUGCUCGGUGCCUCUGCAGUCUGGAUUGGCACCCGCUUCAUCCUGUCUGAUGAAGCUGGUGCUCCUGCGGCGCACCAGGAGGCUGUCCGCACCUCCGGCUUCGAGGACAACAUCCGCACAAUCAUCUUCACCGGCCGACCUCUACGUGUGCGCAAGAACGCUUACAUCCUGAAUUGGGAGGAGAACCGGGCCGAGGAGAUCAAGCAACUCACGGCCAAGGGUGUCAUCCCGGUUGAACACGACUUCGAGAACCUGCCGGAUGAUGUUGACGACGACACCCUCGACAAUGCCCGUCCCUACCUGAUGGGCAAGGUCGCCGCCGUAGUCAACGAGAAGAAGUCCGCCAAGGCUAUUGUUGAUGAGCUCGUUUCAGAUGCUGCUGCACUCCUGCAGAAGGGCAACAAGAUGCUCGCCAAGCUGUAA